GGUCGGACAGGGAAACAAACGUCUCACUAAUGUCACACGGACUAGGACUCGAUUUGUCCGGUGAGGACUUGUUCAUCAGCCGGUUUCCCGUUCACCGAGCAUGUCGGGAUGGAGAUGUUGGAGCUUUGUUUUCCUUGAUCCAACUGAACCAAGCUCAUCUGACCGCGGAGGACUCGAAUUACGGAUGGACCCCUCUACACUGGGCUGCUCACUACGGACAGCUGGACUGCGUGGCGCUCCUGGUCCAGAUGGGUUGUGAGGUGAACACCGGGACCAGCCGCUUUAACCAGACCCCUCUGCACACGUCAGCGUUUGGAGGACAUCCUCACUGCGUGGUGUGGCUCACUCAGGCUGGAGCCGACGUCAACAGCCAGGACUUUGUAGGUGAGGCUCCCAUCCACAAGGCUGCCCGCUCCGGGAGCUUGGAGUGUAUCCAGGUCCUGCUGCUCGCUGCUGCUAAACCACAUUUAAGGAACGCCAGUGGACAGACCGCAGCAGACCUGGCCCACGCUAAAGGCUUCCUCGACUGCUUCAGCUUCAUCUCCAAAACCAAGAAGCACUUGCUGCAGCUCGGUGGAGUGCACAAAGGGAAUAGCGCCCCGUGUGGUCAGGCCCUGCACAGCAGGAAGAGGCUGCAGACCGCUGAGGAUACUGGGCACAUGAAGAAAGCCAGGGCAGCUGAGACCGUGUUGGAGCAGAGCCGUGGAGGUGACGAACUGGAGAGCAUGAACAUAGACCCAGCCACAACGCUGGGCCCUCGUCAGACUCCGCCUCCUGGGGACCAGGAGGAGCCACAGUCGGCCUCCUCACCAACAGCCAAUCAGCCGGCUGCAACAGCGCCACCUCAGCGCUCGUCCGCUGACAUGUGUGGUUCCCUGCAUCUGACCAGCAGCUCCGUGUUCCACUCGCCAACCUGGGGGGGGGCGAGUGGAGCGGACCGCAGGGACUUCCUGCAUUACGGACACUACCACGGCUUUGGAGACACCGCAGAGGAACUGAGUGACUACGAUCUCCAGGAGGAGCACGGAGACAAGCAGCCUGUGUAGCAGGACACUUGAGGAGACGGGGACAGACGUGUCUCUCCCUCAUUAAGACAAACCCAGAGGUCGCCCUCCAUCGUACUCCAACCCAUGGACGUGGACCAUAAUAAACGGAUGCUAACUGCACGGCAGAUGCUUUUCACACGUGAUGCCAAAGAGACCCCCCCCCCCCCCCCACACACACCAAAUGUUUCAAUUAAAAAUACAAAUGUACUACCAUAAUUCAACUGCAGUGAGCAUUGUUGGGGAUAAUACAUGUUUGCAGCAUGUAGCAUUGGCAUAGCUAACACCACUUAACCCUGGGUUAAGGUCUUGUGGUGGUCCUGUCCAGAGUGGGGUUGCCAGGUGUCCAUGCUGUCAGCACUGAAGCUUACCCGGGGGGGGGGGGUGCUAAGCUAAAUAAUCUGUCUGUUGGGAGCAUAUUAAUAUUGAUGUGGGUUGUCCUAGAGACAUGUGGAGGAUGUCAGAGUGCUUCUUCAUGUUGUGUCGGUGAAUUUGUCAUCUCCUGCAGAUGGGUCCCAGGUAGCUCCUCCUCCUCCUCCAGGCGUUUUGCACUAUGAAGGCCAGUGUGCUGAUGUGGUGCUGUGUCCUCUCUACCAAAGGGAACAUUCAAGGAGGGUGCUUAUAUGUUGGAUGUCUUUAUUCCCAGCUGUACAUUGUUUUUUUUGUAAUGCUAGCCGUAGACUUUGGGAUGCUUGUUAAUCUACACCAUUGCUUUUAUACUGGUCUAUUAAACCUGUUUUACAGUUUUAUAAAAAUGCGCUUUGAAUUCUU
Messenger RNA from Gasterosteus aculeatus aculeatus (three-spined stickleback), 1814 nucleotides. It is a transcript of the gene ankrd10a, whose product is annotated as ankyrin repeat domain 10a. The record is from RefSeq and is a predicted model, not a curated record. Gene Ontology annotation, cellular component: nucleus. Gene Ontology annotation, molecular function: protein binding. NCBI's taxonomy places the organism in Eukaryota, Metazoa, Chordata, Actinopteri, Perciformes, Gasterosteidae.